Apiotrichum porosum is the source of this 1584-nucleotide messenger RNA. RefSeq lists its product as uncharacterized. Gene Ontology annotation, molecular function: ATP hydrolysis activity; ATP binding. Lineage: Eukaryota; Fungi; Basidiomycota; Tremellomycetes; Trichosporonales; Trichosporonaceae. Gene Ontology annotation, biological process: protein quality control for misfolded or incompletely synthesized proteins. Gene Ontology annotation, cellular component: mitochondrion; cytoplasm. The transcript has 5 exons. Bases 1 to 1584 code for a protein of 527 amino acids. The record is from RefSeq and is a predicted model, not a curated record.
AUGCCCACCAGACACAUCCUCGCACGCGCAGCGCGUCGUGCAGCCACCCCCAUCGCCGUCCGUCCACUCGCCCUUUCCGCAGCCUCGCUCCGUGCUUCUGCACUCGGAUCGGCGUCCGCGUCCGCGUCAUCGUCCAUCACCUCCGUCAACUCUACACCUUCGCGCACACGGCGAUGCCUGCACACCACCGUCCAGGAGAAUGAGGAAGGAGCCCAGUCGGCGGCGGAGAUGAAGGUCAAGAAGGCAGAGGCUGCGGCGUCUUUCCAAGACCCCUACACUCGAUACACCUACCUCGUCAACACUGGCGUGCUGCGGCCCGACGAGCACCAGAAGGGUAUCAUCAAGAAGCUGAAUCGACUGUACGACGACCUGGUGGACUAUGACCCCGGAACAAUCCCCCCAAUCGAGUCUGUCGAGCCCAGCUUUUUUGGCAAAUUCUUCACCAAAACGACGACCGACUACAAGCCCACCGUGGCCCGCGACGACGUCCCAAAGGGCCUGUACCUGUACGGCUCGGUGGGCACCGGCAAGACCAUGCUGAUGGACCUGUUCCAUUCGACUUUACCCCGCCAGUUUGGACCUGGAUCCAAGUACGGCUCGAAGCGUAUCCACUUCCACUCGUUCAUGAUCGAGGUGCUUCAGAGGCAACACAAGCUCAAGGCACAGUACGCCGCCGAGGGAGACGAGAAGCGCGACGUCAUGCCAGAGGUGGCAAGGAGUAUCGCCGAGGACGGCCGCGUGCUGUGUUUUGACGAGUUCCAAGUCACCGAUAUCGUGACGGCCAUGCUGCUCCGCAGUCUCCUGGAGCGCCUGACUGACUUUGGUGUCGUCAUUGUCAUCACGUCCAACCGUCACCCGGAUGACCUGUACAUCAACGGCAUCCAGCGCGAGAGCUUCAUCCCCGCCAUCGACCUCAUCAAGGAGACUUUCCAGGUCGUCGACCUCGACUCGGGUACCGACUACCGCAAGAUCCCCCGCACGCUCACAAAGGUCUACUAUUCCCCGCUCAACGAGGAGACGUCGACGGAGAUGGACAAGCUCUUCCACGGCCUGGCGUCUGCCGACCCCGACCCGGAAAUCAAGCUUGGCCGCAAACUUCCCCUGUGGGGCCGUGAACUGACCGUCCCCGAAUCGAGUGGCCAUGUGGCCCGCUUUUCGUUUGACGACCUGUGCAACCACCCGCUGUCCGCCGCCGACUACCUUGAGAUUACUGGCACGUUCCCGACCGUCUUUGUCGAGGACGUGCCCAAGCUCACUCUGAGCGAGCGUGACCAGGCGCGCAGGUUUAUCACGUUUAUCGAUGCAUGCUACGAGAACAAGACCAAACUCUUCAUCUCGUCCGCCAAGCCCAUCUACUCGAUCUUCUCGGACGAGGGCGGCUCGGCAUUCGACGACGACCAGAUCAAGCACAUGUCCGACCUGGGCAUCAACACGGAUGUCGUCGGGUCCAGCUCGUUGUUUAGCGGCGACGAAGAGCUGUUUGCGUUUGCGCGCUGUGUGUCGCGCCUCACGCAGAUGGCAACAAAGGAGUGGGCAGACGAGAACGCCCUGGCGCACCGCGACUCGACGCCCAAGGACGUCUAG